Sinocyclocheilus grahami is the source of this 921-nucleotide messenger RNA. Its product is annotated as mast cell protease 1A-like. The transcript has 5 exons. Gene Ontology annotation, molecular function: serine-type endopeptidase activity. The record is from RefSeq and is a predicted model, not a curated record. Gene Ontology annotation, biological process: proteolysis. NCBI's taxonomy places the organism in Eukaryota, Metazoa, Chordata, Actinopteri, Cypriniformes, Cyprinidae. Bases 79 to 840 code for a protein of 253 amino acids.
UGGGUUCUUUGAAUCUCUCUAUAAAAGCAGAGCCAAACAUCUCUGUGGUGCACAUUGAGUGUAACUGAGCUGUCUACAAUGAGCAUCCUUUGGCAUAUCACUUGUCUGCUACUGCUGCGUUCCUGCGCCCCAGGUUUCUCUAUGCAUGAUGGCAUUGUUGGCGGUAAAGUCUCCGUUCCACACAGUCGACCCUACAUGGUCUACAUUCGUGACAAGUUUACAAGACAAGCAUGUGGUGGUUUUUUGGUAAGAGAGGAUUAUGUGAUGACAGCCGCCCACUGCAUACAAAGUAAUCUUAUGGCAUAUUUGGGGGUCGAUAACAACAACCAUUUACCUGACGGUGUAGAGGUAGAUCCCAUUCCACAUCCAAAAUUCAAUAUGAAGAGAAAAGGUCAUGACAUCAUGCUUCUAAAGCUCAAAACCGCAGCAAUUUUGAACAAAAAUGUGAGUACUAUCGCUUUGCCAAAACCUGAGAAUGAAAAAAUCUCAAAGGACUGCAUGGUCAUAGGUUGGGGCUGGCAAGAUUACCAUAACGAGUCUCCUUCAAAUGUGCUCAAAGAAGCAAACGUGACUCUGAUAGACUCUGAAAACUGUGGCACGGCUGACACUCUGUGCACUGAGGGAUCAACUGGACCAGCACAGGGAGACUCUGGGGGUCCACUUGUUUGUGGAGGUGUUGCACAGGGAAUUGUGUCAUUUUACAAAAACCACACAAAUGCAGACUACCUCACAGUGUACACUCAUAUUUCCAACUACUUUUCAUGGAUUCAUGACAACAUGAAACCACCUACUCAGCAGCAAUAUGAAACAUGGAAGGGCAAGCUGGAUAAAGUCUUGUAGUUGUCUGGUUCAAUGCAAGUUCUAUCAUUUAUGUUUGGGUUUAGUUUUACACCAAUCAUGUGUAGAUGUGUAGGUUUUAAA